UGAGAGCCAUAGGGGGAGCGGAUGUGACCCCCCCAAUGCUCCAAGGGUCUCCCCACGCAGCCCACGUCCCAGGCAGACUUGGUGGAGGGCCCCCUACGGGAGGGGGGACAGGAGAAGUUCUCCAGGUUGGGACCCGUCCUGACACCGGGCGCUGAGACUCCAGGCUCUCUGUGGCCACGUCCACGUGAGGGAGAAGACAGGCCUGGGGGACAGCGGCUGCCCCAGACCCUGUUGUGGCCACAGCUCCCAUGGGAAUGUGGGUCCGUACCUGGCUGUGGGGCCGUCCCUCGGGCCGGGGGCCCCCGCAGUUCAGGCUUCAGGGGGGCUGAAGGAGGCAGGCCCUGGGCCACCUUCACCCACUGCAACUUCUGAAUCUGCAUCUCCUCCUCCGCCUCAAACUCCAUGAACCUGGGGGUGAGGAGGCCCAGCCACACUGAGGGGGGGGGCCCCCCGGGGAGCCCCCUAAGUUGGCAGCAGGUGGAGGGACCAGGAGAGGCGGGGCCUGGAGGGGAGGCCGUGACCCCGGCCCCCAAGGAGGCAGUCAGCUGGAUGUGCAGCCCCUCCCCCACGCUCCCUCGCAGGGAGUCCGACCAUGGGGAACUUGGGGUCACCCCCCAUUCCCAGGCCAGCUGGUGGAAGCAGGGGUGAGUCAAGAGCAGGGGAGGGUGGGAUCCAGGAAGGGAGGUGAGGGGGCCCCACUGGGCCGAGCUCCGGCACCCCUUGACCCUGGCCUGGGCCUGGACUCCCCCCCAGCCCUGGGCAGGGGACCCUGACUCACUUUCCCGCCAUCUCGUAGUAGAUAAGCCGGUCGAAGUUGCUUUUGCUCUGCCACUCCUGCACGGCCCACCACACGCCCUCCUCCAGCGUCAUCGUGGGCUUCAGGCGGGCCAGGGUCCGCAGCACCGGGCUGCAAGCCAUGGGGUCAGGGCUCAGGGCUCAGGGCUCCAUGGAUCCAGGCCCCGCCCCCAGGACAGCAGAGCGCACCCCCACCCACGUGGCCCAGAGCUGGCAGGUGACUGCACGAAGCAGCCAGCCGUCCUGGCCGGCCCCGCCCCCACCCCUGCCCGGGAGCACAGCUGACCAUCCCCUGGCCCCCUCGGCAGGGAUGCCGGGCUGGGCUCGGGGCUCGGGGCUCGUUCCUCCUGGCCUCUGCCUUUCACAACAACAGUCCUGACAUUCCUGGGCCAGAACAGGAGCCCCGUCCUCAGAGGGAAGGGCCGUCCCCCUGAGUUCAGGAGGGACCCAGAGGCCACAGAGAGGCAGGCAGGCCGGUGCCAGUCCCUGAGGAGGGAGCCCACGCCCUGACCCCUCCCAAGCCUGGGCCUCCCCUUCCUACUGCCAUCCUCUGGGACAUCGAGGAUGGGGCUGCAUGUGGCCUCUGCAGGGCCUGGUGGCCGAUACCACCUGAUGGGCCAUCCCCUCCACAUGAGAGGCCCCAUCCUGUGUUCCCAGGAGACAGGACUACAGAGGCCCUCCUCUCUUGUGGGGCCCUUCUGCCCCCGAGGCCCCAGCCAAUGGCACCAUGAGGCCCAUGGAAGGUCAAGGUCAAGUGGGCUAGGCUCCCCGGGGGUUGGGGGUCCUCCUCUCUUGUGGGGCCCUCUGGCCCCCGAGGCCCCAGCCAAUGGCACCAUGAGGCCCAUGGAAGGUCAAGGUCAAGUGGGCUAGGCUCCCCGGGGUUGGGGGUCCGCUGAGAUGGUCACCGGACCAGAGGUGCCUCCCCGGAGUGGCCCCCCCUCACGCCUUGCCCGCCACGCAUUGUCCCAGGUCCCCCGGGUGGGGGGGAUGCCACGGGCCCCAGGUACUCACAUGAGAAAGCAGGACAGAGCUUCGGCGUCGGGGCUCUGUGGCAGGUGCCUGCGGGCCAGGGACUUGAAGCGCUGCCAGCGCCUGAAGUUCUCAUAAACGCUCCUGGGGUUACAGGAGUCCUUGGGCGACGACGCAGUGCUCGGGUUGCUGGCUCCGCUGCCCUCCCUGCCAGCCCCGGGGGGCGGCGGCCCGGUGUUUACGAAGUGCUCCAGGGCGCUUAGCGGGGCCGCUGGUGGCAGAGCCGCAGCCAGAGGGCCUGGCGCUGAGAUUCCCUGGCCGACCUGGGAGCCCCCAAAGGCCGAGGCGGGUACGCCGGGUACCAUCACAGAGGCCGCCAGGAACACGGGUGUGGGACACGCAGCGCCCCCACAGAGUGUCCCCGCCGAGUUCCAGGUGGGGGGGGCCUGGGUCAGGACGAUGUUCUGAGUCUGGAGGGGCUCCAAUGACCCCUGCUCUGACCCGACCUGCACAAUGACGUUGCAGGUCCCGGGGCCCCCAGGGCCGUGGCCAGCGUCUCCUGCCACCAGCGGGAUGCUGGGGAAGGAUGGCAGCUCCAGGGGGCCACUGGCGGGGAAGGGCAGGUUCAGGAGGGGCGGCGGGGGCAGCGCCCAGGAGGACCGGUGGGGUAUGCCGUGAGGGGGUGCGGGAAACGGCUGGGAUGGGAAAGGAGACGCAAAGGCGCCCAUGUCCGUGGCCACGUGGGGCCGCAGCACUGGAAACGCUGUGGACAGAAGGAAAGGGCGAUGGAGUCAGGGAGUGGCAGCCGGCUCCGAGGGCCCCUGGGCCCCUGGGUCCCCGGGGGCAGAGCAGGGACCCUCCCACGUGGGGACUCUAUAGGGAGGAUGUGCAGCCCCUUUCCCCUGCCGCCUGGGAGGGAAGACCACAGCUUUCCGGGCUCCGGCCUGCCCACGAGAGGCAGCCUCGGGGACCCUGACUCUGACCCCCGCAGCCCAGCAAGCUCCCCUUCCUCCACCUCACCCCACCCACAGCCCGGUCCAGCGUCACAGUUGGAUCCCAGGGAUUUGAGGCCCGCCCAGAUCUGCCCCAUCCACCCGCCUACAGCCUUACCUCCUCCUGUCGCCAUCCCCCCAGCAGGGCUGCUGCCGCAGGGCAGCUUCCACAGUCAGAGGAGUCCCGUGCAGGACCCACCCUGUGACCUGCUGCAGCAGACGCUCAGGAUGCAGGGGCUGGACCGUCUGAACCCAGUUUGGAACACAGACCCUGAUUACGAAGGCCACGGGGACCCGAGGGUGUCAAAUCAGCCUGUGUCAGCAGUGUAAAAUUUCAAGCCAGCAAUACCCAAUACCUUUGUUUGGUUCAAAGUCAAACUGUACAUCGUGGAAGGACUGUGACGCCUCUUCCUCCCGCCUCUUCCUCCUGGCAACGCAGCCCCUUUCUCCCAGGAAACCAGUGUCACCUGGUCCUUUAAAUCUUGAGAGACAUGUAGGAUGUGGCUAAAAGUAAAUGCAACUAUUUCUGCUUUUUUGACACCUGAAAGCAUAUUUCUCUCUGGUUAAACGUUGAUACAGGUUCCCAAAUAUGUUUCAUAUGCACAGUGAUUGUCUUUGUUCUGCCACUGCGGCUCUUGUCCGUAUUCCUGGAGGUUAGAUCGUAGGAGCAGCAGCGCUCCCAUCCUUUACAAUUCAGAGGACCCUGUAGAAUAGGGCGGCCAGAUUUAGCAAAUAAAAAUAAUGGACACUCAGUUGAAUUGGAAUUUUAGAUAAACAGGGCAUCAGCUAUUUCCACAACUGUGUCUCAUGCAGCAUUAUUGAUAUACUCUGAGUGCAAAUCUGUUCCUCCUCUAUCUAAUUUUGCGUUGAG
This is a messenger RNA of Canis lupus familiaris (dog), 3627 nucleotides long. RefSeq names its product cleavage and polyadenylation specificity factor subunit 6-like. The transcript has 3 exons. Lineage: Eukaryota; Metazoa; Chordata; Mammalia; Carnivora; Canidae. Bases 2550 to 3086 code for a protein of 178 amino acids. The record is from RefSeq and is a predicted model, not a curated record.